Messenger RNA from Leptosia nina, 3330 nucleotides. The record is from the annotation of a GenBank genome assembly. Lineage: Eukaryota; Metazoa; Arthropoda; Insecta; Lepidoptera; Pieridae.
AUGGAUCGCGAUGAAAUUGAUUUUCGAAUGUUGCAUGAAAAUGUAUCCUUCUUGGAUUAUUGUUUCGAUAAUUCUUUUACAUUGAAAAGUUCACUGAUUGAAGUCAAGGAAUAUAUAUCUCAACAGAAAGAUCAAGUUAAUGAUAUUUCAACAUCAACAAAAUUAAAUAUAAAGAAAAAACAUUCUUUGGAUUGCUCCUUGCUGAAUGUAAGUACUGUAGCUGAUGAUAACUUUAGGAAGGACUUGAAGAACUGGGGAUUACCUAUGACGAUUGUAAAACAAUAUGAACAGAAAGGAAUAAGUAGAAUGUUUAAAUGGCAAGCAGACUGUUUAAGUAACUCUAAGGUUUUAUUACAUUGUUGUAAUCUUAUUUAUUCUGCUCCCACAUCAGCUGGAAAGACACUUGUUGCUGAAAUUUUGGCUGUCAAAACCAUUCUCGAGCGUCAGAAGAAAGUUAUAAUUAUUUUACCUUAUGUAUCUAUUGUUAGAGAAAAAAUGUUUUAUUUACAACAAAUCUUUUCAAGCUCAGGCAUUCGGGUUGAAGGGUUUAUGGGUUCACAAUCACCACCAGGAGGUCUUCAGUCAGUCCAUAUUGCAUUGUGCACAAUUGAAAAGGCUAACAGUUUAGUUAAUAAAAUGCUUGAUGAUAAUAGUAUCUUUGAUCUCGGUGCUGUUAUUGUUGAUGAACUUCACUUACUUGGUGAUCCUCAUAGAGGGUAUAUUUUAGAACUCCUAUUAACAAAGGUAAAGUAUUUUACCAAUAAGACUGAUGAUAUUAAUAUCCAAAUUAUAGGAAUGUCUGCUACACUUCCAAAUUUAGAGGUCUUAGCAAAUUGGUUAGAUGCUGAACUUUUUAUAACUGAUUUUAGACCAAUUCCUUUAGAUGAGUGUUGUUUAGUUGAUAACAAAUUGUAUGACAAUUUAGGUAAUUUUAUACAAAAUAUGACUUUUAUGAGCGAGAAUAAAGACUGUGACAGUGUACUCAAUAUAUGUUUGGAAACAAUUAAAGAAGGCUGUUCAGUUCUUAUCUUUUGCAUGACUAAGAAUAGAUGUGAAAACCUAGCACAGAAUAUUGCAUCAUCCUUUUUUAGAUUAGGAAGCAAUGAUCAAGAAAUAGGUCCUAUGCUACGAGAACAGCUAAGAUCUGAUUUAAUCUCAGAGGUAUUAGAACAACUGAAAAACUGUCCAGUAAAAUUAGAUCAACUUUUAAAAAAUGUAAUAUCAUUUGGAGUUGCGUUUCACCAUGCUGGUCUGACUUAUGAUGAAAGAGAUAUAAUUGAAGGGGCAUUCAAAUCGGGGGCUCUUAGAGUUUUAGUAGCAACAUCAACCUUAAGUUCUGGCGUGAAUUUACCUGCAAGAAAAGUAAUUAUAAGGUCACCUGUUUUUCAAAGACAACCAAUUAAUAUUCUAACAUACAAGCAAAUGGUUGGGAGAGCUGGACGAAUGGGUAAAGAUACUAAGGGUGAAAGUAUACUCAUAUGUACUAAGGCAGAACAAAAAAUUGGAUUCAAUCUAAUGAUGGGUAAUCUGGAUCCAGUAAAAAGUUGCAUAGAAAGUGAGGACAAGUUUAUGAGAGCAGUUUUAGAAAUGAUUGCAAGUCAAGUUGUAUGCGUGAAAUCAGAUCUAAUAUUGUAUUCCAAAUGUACAUUACUAUUUAAUCAACAACAUGAUUUAACUAUACAGAACUCACUUUUAGAGAAUACUUUAAAACAACUUAUAGAUUUUGAACUGGUGAGAGUUCAGUCAAUAAAUUCAGAAGAGAAUUAUGUUGCUACUUCAUUGGGCAAGGCGUGUCUUUCGUCAAGUAUGGCGCCUAAUGAUGGCCUGUCUCUAUUUUGUGAACUACAAAAAGCUCGCCAGUGUAUUGUUUUAGAAACGGACUUGCAUCUUAUUUAUCUAGUCACACCAUAUAGUGUUAGUAGUCAAUGGGCAGAUUUAGAUUGGUUGCAUUUAUUAACCCUUUGGGAAUCCCUUACUUUGGCCAUGAAAAGAGUUGGACAGCUAGUGGGGGUUCAGGAGAGUUUUAUUAUUCGUUGUUUAAGAGGAGGAAGUAAAUCUGUCUGUCAGAAAAAAAUAAAUAUUCAUAAAAGAUUCUAUACAGCAUUGGCGUUACAAGAUUUAGUUAAUGAAGUACCUCUCUCUGAUGUGGCUACAAAGUUUCAAUGUGCACGUGGAUUUCUUCAAGGCCUGCAGCAAGCUGCUGCAACUUUUGCUGGUAUGGUAACAGCUUUUUGCAGACAGCUGGGCUGGAAGAACAUGGAAUUACUAAUAUCACAAUUCCAGGAUAGACUACAUUUUGGAGUUCAAUCUGAACUAUUAGAAUUAAUGAAAUUAACUUCAUUGAAUAGCGUUAGAGCACGGACAUUAUUUAAUAUGGGUUUUGAGACAAUAACAAGCAUAGCCUCAGCAAAUGUAAAUGAAAUAGAAAAUGCGUUACAUAAAGCUGCACCUUUUCAAAGUGAAAAGGGAAUGGAAGGUGACGAUGAUGCUGACAUACGAAAACGAAAUAAGAUGAGAAACAUCUGGAUAACCGGCUUUUGCGGGAUGACUGCUAAAGAAGCUGCCGACAAUUUAAUUUUGGAAGCAAGGAAAUAUUUAGAAUUCGAAAUUGGUGUGGUAGAAAUAAAGUGGGACAAUAAAUUAUUGAUAGCAGAUGAGAAUAGUGGAGAAAGUGACUGUAAGGAAUUACAGCCGGAAUUCCAAUUGAAGUGUGACAUCGCGUGUGACCCGAAAAAUGAGGAUAGUGUUUGUAUUGAUAAUAAAACUAACUUGCAACAUGUAAAGAGUCAUAGCAUUGCAUUAAAGGUUGAGGAAGAUAAUUCGCCAUGUUCAAAUUUAAACGAAGGAAAAGAAUCAGUGCCGCGAUGCAAUAAUGAAAUUACCAUUGGAAAGUCUUUAGUCCUUAUUGAACCGGAUACAGCGUGGGAUUCAUUACAAGUAAAUGAAACUGCAUUGAAUAAUAUUUCAAAAAUUAGACUACCGCCAAAAGAGUUUUCGCCUAAUAUAAGUUUUGGUGACUUCGAAGAUAAUAUAGAAUUAUCCAAUACAGCUCACAUAAUAAAAUCAUGUGAUGCAAAGAGUAUUAAAGACGUAAGCAUAUUUUCUUCAGAAGGUGAUAAUUCUAGUCUUUUUGAAGAUAGCUUACCAUUAGACUUAAUUCCAAAUACUGUAAUCGAUUCAAGAAUAGAGUCAAAGUACGACAAUAAUGGCAUACAUGAAACAGAGUUUUUGAAUUUAAAUUCUACGGCUGUAAACACAUACAAGUCACCUAAUUUUGACGAUAAAAAUAUGUCAAUUAACUUUGUUGAUGUUAAUGAAAAGUUAUCAUAA